UUUACUUGUGCGUAAAAAAAAACAUGGAGAGGUCCGUCAGAUUCGCCGUGGUGUGCGUCGGAGUGUCUCUGCUCAUCUCUUGCCACCCAGUCGAAGCCUGGUACAAGCAGACGGCCGGGCCCAGUUACUACUCGGUGGGUCGCGCCUCCGGUUUGCUGUCCGGCAUCAGGAGGUCGCCGUAUGUCCGGAGGUCCGAGACUGGAGAGACGCUGAUGGACAGCGGGGAGACGACAGGUAACAACGUGAUCUCAGAGACCAACAGGCAGAUCUCUCUCCUCAAAAGCAUGGCCAUCUGCGUGAAGGACAUCUCUCCAAACCUGAAGAGCUGUGAGCUUCUGCGGGACGGGACAGGCACCUUCCAGUGCAAGGCGGAUGUCUUCCUCACCCUGGACUCCCUGGACUGCCUGUCCGCGUGAGUCCGGAAGCUGACCAAGCGGAGAAAGUCCUCAUCCUCCACCGAUCCCCGGGAGCCGAUUCUGUGGAAAACGAUACAGUGCGAUGAAGGAGCGGAAGGAUGGAUGGAUGAGGAGGUUUGGGCUGAUGGCGCAGAGGAAAACCCGAUAACUGUCGUUAAUGGACUGCUGCAGACUCAUUUAAAAACAAACGUCGUUUAAUUUUGUUUUUUUCCGCUUUGGUUUCUUUGACACCAAAACAUGUAAAAGAAAAAGAUAUAGAAAAAGAAAAAAAAAACUGUUGGACAGAAGUGAGGUGAAACAGUUCUCUCUCCAAUUGUAUUCCUAUCUAAACCCCUGAUGUGUAUCCACUGCUGUCCAGAAAAUUGACUUGUCUGUAGAGAUGAUUUCCUGGAAAUUACUUUAAUUUAUUUUAUUUAUUAAAAUUAACAAACACUGAUAA
Messenger RNA from Solea senegalensis (Senegalese sole), 855 nucleotides. RefSeq names its product neuropeptide B (gene npb). The record is from RefSeq and is a predicted model, not a curated record. The coding region runs from base 24 to 416 and encodes 130 amino acids. Gene Ontology annotation, biological process: feeding behavior; G protein-coupled receptor signaling pathway. The transcript has 2 exons. Lineage: Eukaryota; Metazoa; Chordata; Actinopteri; Pleuronectiformes; Soleidae. Gene Ontology annotation, molecular function: G protein-coupled receptor binding.